Messenger RNA from Funneliformis caledonium, 184 nucleotides. The record is from the annotation of a GenBank genome assembly. NCBI's taxonomy places the organism in Eukaryota, Fungi, Glomeromycota, Glomeromycetes, Glomerales, Glomeraceae.
AUGAUAAAAAUUCACAUUUACAUUCUUAUUAUCGUCAUUUUAGCUCUCAGUAAUGUUGCUUACUCAGCUCCUGCUUCUAGUGAGAAACGCUCAAGCUUGGUGAAAAGGCAAUUAGAUUGCACCUGUGCACGUAUUAUUCGUUGGGAUUGUUGCGAUGUGCCAGAGUUACAAGAUUGUCCAUUUU